UGUCAUCGUUUUUUUUUUUUCUAAUAGUUUAUUUCCUCAGAGAUAAAGAGCUUUGGCACGAGCUAAGGCAUGCGGUAUCAGACGCCAAGCAGGAAGCGACACUUCAUUAACUCGCAAGUCUUGUACUAUUCAUGUUGCCGAAACCUUACGCGACAAGUGGGCUGUUUGUUUUGGGCGUUUGGGGAAACACGUGGGAGAAUUAGUAUGUAUAUAUAGAGAGAAAGAAGAGAGUUUAAUGGCACAAAGCGGCGCUUACUUAGGAGAUCACUUAUGGCGAUCCAGCAAGGACAAAUGGGAACCGAAGACUGCAAUGUGUUCAUUGAGUCGGAGCCUGUCAGUCGUUUGAAGUUUGAGUACAAAUCUUUGAGGAGACACGUGUGCUGUGUUCACUUCAUGACUGUGUUUUUCUGUCUCACCUGCUGUCUGGUCACUGUUAUGUUACAGUCGCACGCGUCAGGAUGCAAGGAAUAUCCGAUGUCACCAGCAACUGGAAUGCAGAAACAGGUGAUGGGUGAUAUGGAUAAUGAAUUAAGUAGCAGUGAAAAAACUUCCCAGGAGCAAAUAUUCACACCUUUCAUCCGUCUGACAAGUAAUGUGACAAGUCAGGAAAAACAGAAUAAAGGUAAUGUACGUUGGAAGAUUAACAGAAAUGACAGCGGUGGAUUCUUCUCUUUGGAUGGCGAUGGCGAAUCUCUGAUAGUGCACCAUGACGGGACCUACAAAGUUCUUCUGCAGAUCGCGUACAGGGGACUUUCUGGACAGGAAUAUAAAGAUAAGCUUCUGCGCCACAAAAUUAAUCUAUACACUGCUGCAUACCCAGAUCACCCCCCAAUCCUCAUGAACACGGAAACUGUGAACUUCAAGGAUCACUUUUGGAAGAAAACACUGUUCUCCGAGGCUGUUUGUUCUCUCAAUAAGGGGGAUAGACUCAAGGUGUGGUCCGAAAAUUACUCGCUCAUUGACGUGUCAGUGUCACAACAUAACGUCUUUGUCGUGUAUCCAAUUUUUGUUCAAAAAUGAUUUCUCUCUGUUGGAUUGGUCAGCUUAACUGUAAUAACUUCUAUGUUCCAUUGCACAUUUAAUGUUAAUGGUACAAAGAAUAAACUCUCUCUUAAAUGCACUGUUUAUUAUAUAUAUGCUUUAAUUUAUGUUCUAAUAAUAUAUGGUAAUAUUUGGUAAUAAGUGUAUAUUUUGUUUAUUCUUAUUUAAUUUGGUCACUGUGAAAAAUCAUUUGACAAAUCUGAAAUGUUAAUUUUUAAAUUAAUUCCUGUCUAAAAUAAAAUGAAAAUGGAACUUGAAGUUCUUUCAGUAUUUCAUUGCAUUCAUUUCAUUUCAUUUUAUCAUCUAUAAGUUUAUUUCUGAAGAACAAGAGCAAUAAAACUGUGAAAACAUAAAAAUCGAUGCAAAAUGACUAAAAUGGUUAUUUAAAAAGAAACAGAUAAGAGUCAAAGUAUAUAACACUGUCAAAAGAAAUGAUCAUAAAUGGUCCCUAUAGUUGUCAAUUGGGUGGUACGUUUUAAAAAGUAUACCUUUGCAAGUCCAAAUUUAUACCUCAGAGGUGCAUAUUGAAGCAAAUGUAUACAUAUGUACCUAAAUGUUACUUACCUAAACAACUUUAACUUGUUUUUAUAAGUUACAGUAUAUCAACUUAUCACAGGUCAAUUACUUAAUGACUUAAAACCAAGUUGUUUUCACUUCAUGCUGUUUUUAUACAGUGUGGUAAAUAUUAGAACUUCUUUUAAGGGUCCUUUAAUUCUGAAUGAUGUACAAUGCAUUGCAUUAUAUCCAAAUCAUGUCAAAUACCGUGUAUAAAAAUAUAUGAAGAGUUUCGUUGCAAAACGAGAUAACCACCGUUUUUUUAAUUGUUCAGAAAUCUCGUUUUUUUGGUUGUGCAUUCCAAUUAAUUUCAAUGCAACUGCAGUUGGUUUGUUUUGAUUUAAACCUUCAUAACUUAAAAAAAUACAGCUAAGUAGCACCAUAAAACAAAAUAAUAACAUGAUAACACAAUAAUAAACAUGUUUUGACAAAAAUGUUA
Messenger RNA from Misgurnus anguillicaudatus (oriental weatherfish), 2035 nucleotides. Its product is annotated as lymphotoxin-alpha. Gene Ontology annotation, biological process: immune response. NCBI's taxonomy places the organism in Eukaryota, Metazoa, Chordata, Actinopteri, Cypriniformes, Cobitidae. Gene Ontology annotation, cellular component: membrane. Gene Ontology annotation, molecular function: tumor necrosis factor receptor binding. The record is from RefSeq and is a predicted model, not a curated record.